Messenger RNA from Rana temporaria (common frog), 1615 nucleotides. Its product is annotated as gastrula zinc finger protein XlCGF17.1-like. The transcript is spliced from 3 exons. Gene Ontology annotation, biological process: negative regulation of transcription by RNA polymerase II. The coding region runs from base 3 to 974 and encodes 323 amino acids. NCBI's taxonomy places the organism in Eukaryota, Metazoa, Chordata, Amphibia, Anura, Ranidae. The record is from RefSeq and is a predicted model, not a curated record. Gene Ontology annotation, molecular function: DNA-binding transcription repressor activity, RNA polymerase II-specific.
UGAUGGAGCCACCUAAUACCAGGAACCCACCAGAGAGAUGUCCCCGUCCUCUGUAUUCCCGGGAUUCCACACAGGGACGUCACAGCUACCAUAAUCAGGGUGAAGAUCUGAUGAAUAUAAAAGUGGAGGUGGAAGCAGAAGAAGAAGGGACGUAUGUGAGGGAUGAUCAGCAGUCUAUGGAGGAGGAUGGAAUAAUGAGGAUAGUAAUAGAGGAGGACACUCCUACAGAGAUCAGCACAGGCAAGUCCUAUCUAUCCCACCAUCUGAGUUCCCACACAGAGGAGAAGCCGUAUCGCUGUUCGGAAUGCGGAAAGUGUUUUUCGAAAAAGGAGGGCCUUCAAAGGCAUCAGAAGUUGCACACCAACGAGAAGCCGUUCUCCUGCACCGAGUGCGGGAAAAGCUUUCAGCGAAAAUCCCAACAUAUCAGACAUCAGAUCUAUCAUUCGGGGAAGAAGCCGUAUUCCUGCGAAUAUUGCGGUCAGUGCUACCUGGACAAAUCAACGUUCACCACACAUCAGAGAUCCCACACCGGAGAGAAGCCGUACGGCUGCUCCGAGUGCGGGAAAUGCUUCUCGGACAAGGCCUACCUCACCAGACACCGGAGAUCUCACACCUUGGAGAAGCCGUACGCCUGCUCCGAGUGCGGGAAACGGUUCUCGGACAAGUCCAAUCUUUCCAGGCACCGGAGAGCCCACAGGAGCGAGUUGCCGUAUUCCUGUCCGGAGUGCAAGAAGAGCUUCGUACAGAGGUCCGAAUUCACCCGGCAUCAAAGGACGCACACGGGCGAGAAGCCGUUUUCCUGCUCCGAGUGCGGGAAAUCUUACUCGCAGAGGGGCCACCUUUCCGAACAUCUGAAAGUGCACGCUGGGGUGAAGCCUCAUUCCUGUGCCGAGUGCGGGAAAUGUUUUGUGCGCAAUUCGCAACUUGUCAGGCAUCAGCGGUCUCACAAGGUAGAAAUGGUAGUCGUGUCCUGAGCGCGGGGAAAUGUUUUAAAGUCUAAUUUUACUGUACAUAAGAGAUCCCGUUUGGAGCCAUCAAAGUGUAGUAGUGUCCCCGAGUGCUGGAAAUACGUUGGGUGAAUGUCACAUUUUCCCUAGCCCGGCGAAUUCUCACUGUAAUUUGAUUUCCGAUGAGCUCGAUCUAGUGGUCAUAAUGUGGUAUUUUCCCGAUUGAGGUACUCAUUAUGGCCACUAGAUGGAACUGGCGGGCGAACUAGACGAAGGUUCUAAUCCUUCCUCGUUGUUUUUAAAAGAAAGUUGUAGCCUUGACAUAAACAUUUGGGAGCUUGCCUGAAGGACAAGAGAGGGAGGGGUCUCGGGAGGGCACUUCCUGUCUCGGCCUCCCAACAUGUGUCGUCACCCCGUCACGUGUGCCCCUGGUGGGGGAUCACAAGCAACCAUACUGUCACGUAUAAAUCAGGCAUGGUCCACCAACGUCACCAUCUGGAAGCCGGCGCAGAGCAAAUGAUGUGCAGCUGCUGAUGUUGGAGUGCAUGUUGUUGGAAGAAGCUGGAGGAGAUCAGCAGCACGGAGAUGGAGGAACGUGGCAAACUGUCCGUCACUGAGGGGUUUUUAUGUCUCUUUUUAAUAAAAGUGUCAAAUUUGCAUUUGUCAUA